CGCGGGGGCGGGGCGGGGCGCGGCUCGGCUGUCUCCGCGCGCGCUCGGCGGCGCUCGGCUGUCUCCGGCCUGGGGUCGGCGGCGCUCGGCUCCGCUGCGGCGCGGGCAUUUCUCCGCAGCCCGGCGGCCGCGCCCAUGCAGGCCAUCAAGUGCGUGGUGGUCGGCGACGGCGCCGUGGGGAAGACCUGCCUGCUCAUCAGCUACACCACCAACGCCUUCCCCGGAGAGUACAUCCCCACCGUGUUCGACAACUACUCGGCCAACGUGAUGGUGGACGGCAAGCCCGUCAACCUGGGGCUGUGGGACACGGCGGGCCAGGAGGACUACGACCGCCUGCGGCCGCUCUCCUACCCGCAGACCGUAGGUGGCCGGGCCGGGCGGGCGCGGCGGGGGGCGCGCGGCGCGGGCGCUGACCGCCGCCUCCCCGCCCAGGACGUCUUCCUCAUCUGCUUCUCCUUGGUGAGCCCCGCCUCCUUCGAGAACGUCCGGGCCAAGUGGUACCCCGAGGUGCGCCACCACUGCCCGCACACGCCCAUCCUCCUGGUGGGCACCAAGCUGGACCUGCGCGACGACAAGGACACCGUCGAGCGGCUGCGGGACAAGAAGCUGGCGCCCAUCACCUACCCGCAGGGCCUGGCCAUGGCCCGCGAGAUAGGCUCUGUCAAGUACCUGGAGUGCUCCGCGCUGACCCAGCGAGGCCUGAAGACCGUGUUCGACGAGGCCAUCAGGGCCGUCCUCUGCCCGCCCCCCGUGAAGAAGCCGGGCAAGAAGUGCACGCUGUUCUAGGCCCGCUCCCGGCUGUCCACCCACCUGUCCACCCGUCCACCCAUCUGCCCCUCUGCCUGUCUGUCCUCUGUGGUGUGUUGUCGGUGUGCCUGAGUCUGUGGGAGGGAGUGGGGGUGAAGCAUGAGGCGGGGGCCUGUCCACUGCGCCCC
Molecule: messenger RNA, 935 nt
Organism: Sorex fumeus (smoky shrew)
Lineage: Eukaryota; Metazoa; Chordata; Mammalia; Eulipotyphla; Soricidae
Gene: RAC3
Product: Rac family small GTPase 3
Exons: 5
Coding region: 136-786 (216 amino acids)
Biological process (GO): actin filament organization; regulation of cell shape; regulation of actin cytoskeleton organization
Cellular component (GO): cytoskeleton; cell cortex; cytoplasmic vesicle
Molecular function (GO): GTPase activity; GTP binding; protein kinase binding
Source: RefSeq, a predicted model, not a curated record